UACAUGUGGAAUCUACUUAAAUUUAAAAUGAAAGUCAGAUUUUGUAAUGUAGGAGUUGUGCACCUAUCUUAGACCACCCGCCCCCGCUUUGUUAUUUCCCGCCAUUGGAGAACUGAAAUGCUUCCUGCGCGCUCCGUUUCUAUUCCACUGCAUCUCCACUCCGCCCCUCCAAUUCGUAUGGCACCAAUUCAACGACUGUAAUUGUGCUCGUUCACAAUCUGCUUGGAAAAGAAAAACUCUGUCGACAUUGAUGGAAGCACAACGCAGAAAUACUACUAGCAGCAGUGAUAGAAGAAGGAAGCCGCUCUCCGAUUGCAGCAACACCAUCCUCCCACUCGGCUCCUCUGCUAGCUGUUCUUCCUUUUCCUCUUCGUCUGACAUUCUCAAGAAACCCUUAAAAAAGCCAGUUGCCUCUUGUUCACAGCAUCUCCAUUCCGGCGACCAUGUGAAUCCCACCGAGAACCAUCUCGAUAAGGUUCAAUCAAAGACCGGAUCCACCACCGGCGGCGCUCUAGGAUCCUCCUCCACUUCCACGCCGUUUCGCCCACGGCGCAAUCCAUCCUCGACCGUAGGUGGCGAUGAUGUUUGGGAGCCAUCUCCGGUUUACUUGAGGAGACAGUCUGGAAGCAAAAGGAAGGACAAGGAGAAGGCAAUUGAUAUGGCGGCUAUAAAGAGUCAGUCUAGCAGGGACAAAAUAGAUGAAGAUGGAGGUACUGGUCUGUCCAAAUCAUUGAUAGUAGCUCAUAAAAAGAAGAUACGCCAGGCAACAGAGGUUCGAGAUGAUAAUGAAGAUAAAAGUUUCAUCGAGCAACAGCAAGCGUACUUUGCUGAAAUUGAUGCGUUUGAACUGCUAGAAGAAGAGGUCGCUUCAGCUGAUGAGUUGGAAUGAGCAGAGGCAAGUAGAUAAGAGUAACUUAGCCUAUUUUAUUUCUAGUCAUGAGAUUGUGAUGAUGUCGUUUACUGUAUAGCUCCAGUUUUGUUACCAUCUUAUGUAGAUGGCCUUAAUUUCUAGUUACACGUUAUAGUCCAUUGUAGAGUGAUGAAUGCAGUAAUGGCUUGAGUAGGGUAGAGAUUUGACUCGUGGAAUUUUCUUUAGUGGUAGUGGAGACAAUUAGUUAGUCAAAAUGAGGCACAGUACCUUUGUGGACCAGCAAAUUUUCAGCCUACUGCGCUGGGAAGAGACACUUCCAUGUUCUCUUCAGAAUUGAAAUGCAUUUUAACUCGCCUUUGUCAACAUACUUUGGGAUCUUAAUUCAUGCUUUCCAUAUUUAUCUUACAAAUAGAGUUGCGAUUCAUUG
Linum trigynum is the source of this 1298-nucleotide messenger RNA. The record is from the annotation of a GenBank genome assembly. Lineage: Eukaryota; Viridiplantae; Streptophyta; Magnoliopsida; Malpighiales; Linaceae.